Molecule: messenger RNA, 264 nt
Organism: Prorocentrum cordatum
Lineage: Eukaryota; Dinophyceae; Prorocentrales; Prorocentraceae
Source: the annotation of a GenBank genome assembly
GAGCCGGUGGAGCAGCUCGUCGAGCAGAUAGUGCACGUCCCCAAGAUCCUACAGCAGAAGCGGAUCCAGCACCGCAGCGUCGAAAUGAUCACGGACGUGCCCGUGCCGCAGAUCGUUGAGGACGACGAUCGUCCAGGUGCCGACGGUUGUCCAACAUGCCCGUCAUCAUCAUGUCGAGGUUUGAGCAGCACGUGGAUGUCCACGUCCCCGUGGAGCGGGAGGAGAUCGUCCAGGUGCCCAAGGUCAUCCCUCAGAAGAGGGUGA